AUGAACCAGCAAGCGACGUACAGCAACGAUCCGAUGAACGUUCUUGGUGGCAACUUGUUGAUCAACUUUGAUGUCGACAUUCGCGGCUCUAAGCCUGAGAUUCGUAGCAUGGACUACACGAAUGUCAGUGUCGAUGGUGACGCUAUAUACCGCGUCAAAGGUAGUGUCUGCGGUGGCAGCGGUGAAAAGCCAAAGGGGUACAAUUGCCCAUUGAAAGAUGCCAUCGCUGUUGCCAACUGUUUGGAUACUAUGAAGAGCUACCGCAACGGUGCGUGUGUGGCCACAAGUGAUGCCAUCUGUAUCAAAGCCGACGACGCGAGCUGGAGGUGUGUGCGGGAGGACGAUGUACGGGAGGUCGCAGCUGUAAACACUGACACAAGUGCCUCGAGUUCCGACAAAGGGUAUACACGUACGAUAUCGUACGGAGACGACACGACAGCACAUAGUAAGUCAGGAGCGAGUACGGAAGGCGACAGCGUGGGUCUCACUUCAGAGAAUGCAGGGAACGACUGCACGCCUAUAAGCAUCGCAGGUGAUGCCACUUUCUGCAUUUCCGGUACAAUUUGUAGUGGUGACGGCGACCAGCCCGCAGGCGACCGAUGUCCCGUGCAAGGCGACGUUGCAGUCAGCGAUUGUCUUGUCAACCUCCCAAGCUACUUAAAUGGCCAGUGUAUGGCUCCUAUUGACAGCGUAUGCCAGAAAGCUGGCUCGGGCGUCUGGGGAUGCAGCUGGAACGCUAGUGACAAUGUCAAGUCAUUUAGUAUCGAUACUGAAGAAGGCACAGCAGCAGCUACCGAUCGUGAUGACACUGCGAUUGUUGUGGUAGUUGUCGCUGGCAUGGUACUAACAGGCGUGAUCGCCUGUGUCGCCUAUGCAUGGUCUCGUUAUAAACGCUCGAGCUGGAGCGACUCAAACAUUGUGAUGGAUGGAAUAGUCACGCCAUCCAAAUCGGUCCGCAACGAAGUCUUCCGACGUGUGUAG
This is a messenger RNA of Peronospora matthiolae, 981 nucleotides long. The record is from the annotation of a GenBank genome assembly. Lineage: Eukaryota; Oomycota; Peronosporomycetes; Peronosporales; Peronosporaceae.